Molecule: messenger RNA, 708 nt
Organism: Helianthus annuus (common sunflower)
Lineage: Eukaryota; Viridiplantae; Streptophyta; Magnoliopsida; Asterales; Asteraceae
Exons: 3
Coding region: 44-595 (183 amino acids)
Source: RefSeq, a predicted model, not a curated record
UCCUAUUCAAGUCCUCACCUCACAACUUAGUAACUUAGUAACCAUGGCAACUUCCCAAAUGCCUCUCUUCCUCCUUGUGCUACUCGCACUCGUGGCGUCAACCUCUGCAAGCCCGCCGAUACACGACGUCCUCAAAGUAUUUGGAUUUCCACCCGGCCUUCUACCUGACUCCGUCGAAUCUUACAUCCUAUGCCCUCUAGAAGAGGGUUUCAACUUCACUAUCUACCUUAAGAACACAUGUCAAGUCCAGUACACACCCAUUACUACCAUUCGCUUCAUGAAAGAGAUUACCGGACAGAUCAAAGUCUUUAGUAUUACACAGCUGAAAGGGAUUCAGGCGGCACUGCAGUACAUAUCCGGUGAUAUAUAUUGGUUAAAUAUUAUCAACAUCAGAGCCGACGACGUAUACCUCCACUUAACAGUCUUCGAAAUCUUCCUUAUGUUGGUUGAAAAGGAAGCGAUGGCGUCGAUUCCAACUUGCCAAGAUCUGGCCCUUGAUGCUUCAGAUUCAUCGCCCAAACGUAUCUCUCAGCUUCCAGUCAGCUUGAGAUCGAGAUGUUAUGUGGGUGAUGGUUCGGUUGAACGUGUUGUAUGAAUAAAUUGCAAAUUCAUGCUGGUUGUGUACUUGUUCGUCAUAAAAAAAUAUAUAUAUAGUUUGGUGAGUUGUAACUUGUAAGUUUGAUCAUGCAUCAAUAAAGAUAUUUUCAA